Messenger RNA from Cydia pomonella (codling moth), 2456 nucleotides. It is a transcript of the gene CaBP1, whose product is annotated as protein disulfide-isomerase A6 homolog. Gene Ontology annotation, cellular component: endoplasmic reticulum lumen. The record is from RefSeq and is a predicted model, not a curated record. The coding region runs from base 144 to 1415 and encodes 423 amino acids. Gene Ontology annotation, biological process: response to endoplasmic reticulum stress. Lineage: Eukaryota; Metazoa; Arthropoda; Insecta; Lepidoptera; Tortricidae. Gene Ontology annotation, molecular function: protein disulfide isomerase activity; protein-disulfide reductase activity. The transcript has 8 exons.
CGGUGCCUUGACACUGGGGAAGAAUUGACGUGUAUUUAUUUCAACCGUUGUUUAGCCGAUGACUCUCUCAAAGUUGUAAAAAUUGCAGAACAAAGCCGGUGUUUCGUUAGCUCAUAAGUUAAAGUAGCGUUAAAUUAGUGAAAAUGUUUCAUACAUUAUACUUGGGGGUAUUGCUAUGCGUUGCGGGGUCUCAGGCCUUGUACGACUCGUCCUCUGACGUGGUGGAACUAACGCCCAGUAAUUUCGACCGUCUAGUCACAAAUUCUGAAGAAGUAUGGAUUGUAGAGUUUUACGCCCCGUGGUGCGGACAUUGUAAAAAUCUCGUACCUGAAUAUAAAAAAGCUGCUAAAGCACUAAAGGGCAUCAUAAAAGUGGGUGCAGUAGAUGCUGACCAGCAUAAGAGCUUAUCAAGCAAAUAUGGAGUCACUGGUUUCCCCACAAUCAAGAUCUUCACCGGCUCCAAGCACACUCCGUACCAGGGGCAGAGGACUGCUGAUGCCUUUGUCGAUGCUGGCAUAAAGGCAGCUAAGGAACGAGCAUAUGACAAUUUGGGCAAGAAGUCAGGAGGCUCCGGAGAUAAGUCGGACGUGAUCACGCUCACGGACAGCAACUUUAAGGAGCUGGUGCUGGACAGCGAAGAUCUGUGGCUGGUGGAGUUCUUCGCGCCCUGGUGUGGCCACUGCAAGAACCUGGAACCACACUGGGCUAAGGCCGCCACGGAGCUCAAGGGCAAGGUGAAACUCGGAGCCCUCGACGCCACCGUGCACCAGGCCAUGGCGAGCCGCUACCAGGUGCAGGGCUACCCCACCAUCAAGCUGUUCCCAUCCGGCAGGAAGACCAGCGACUCCGUGGAGGACUACAACGGAGGCCGCACCAGCAGCGACAUCGUCACCUGGGCUCUUGACAAGUUAGCUGAGAAUGUGCCCGCUCCUGAAGUAUUACAGAUCGUGUCGCCGGAGACGAUGAAGGCGUGCUCGGAGAAGCCGCUGUGCGUGGUGUCGGUGUUGCCGCACGUCCUCGACUGCGGCGCGGCCUGCCGCCAAGACUACCUCGCCAUCCUCAAGAAACUCGGCGACAAAUAUAAGAGCAAGAUGUGGGGCUGGGUGUGGUCGGAGGCGGGUGCACAGACCGCUCUAGAGGAAGCGCUGGAGCUGGGCGGCUUCGGCUACCCCGCCAUGGCCGUCGUCAACGCCAAGAAGCUCAAGUUCUCCACCCUGAGGGGCUCCUUCUCCGAGACCGGCAUCAACGAGUUCCUCAGAGACCUGUCGUUCGGGCGCGGCCAGACUGCGCCCGUGCGAGGCGCCGAGAUGCCCGGCAUCGUGUCGGGCGAGCCGUGGGACGGCAAGGACGGCGAGCUGCCGCCGGAGGAGGACAUCGACCUCUCCGACGUUGAUCUCGAGAAGGACGAGCUAUAGACGAAGCCAGUGCGAGGACUGUCAGUGCGUUCAUUUGGGAAAUUAGUUUCUAACCUUAAAAUUAUUUUAAAAAGAAGUGUUCUUUUUUAUGAAAACUGAAUAUGGCUAUUUUGAGGUUAGAACUUACAACGGGAGAUGAAUGUGCAUUACAUGUUGUGUUGUGUCACUCAUUUCAUAAGGUCCUUAAUUAUGGAUUUAAGAAAAAAGUUGUAACUUUGCUAGGGAAAUUUAAAAUGAACUAAAACCAAUAGUUGCAAACAAGACUCAAAACUUUUUAGUAAAUAAGUUCUAAAGCAAAUAGCUCACAUAAUGAACUACUUUUGUAAAAAUAAUCUCUCGAUCUUUUAUAAUAGCAAACUUACUUAGAAGUAUCUAACUAAAAUGACACCUUUACUAAAAAGCUGUUUUUGAAUACAGAAUUGACGCUAAUUAUCUUUUAUGCAAUUGAACCUAUUUCUACUAUUCUGUUUUCCAUAUAUUUUAAUAACUGUUAUAAAACCAUUUAAGUUCUUGAUCUAAAAUUUCCUUAUAAAAUGUCCAUGCAAGGUUAAACCGAAAGAUAGUAGGGUACAGAUCUGAGUGCCAUCAGCCAUCUUUUAAGAUAUGUCAUUAGAAAUAGAGGUGACAGCAAGGUGUUAACUAUUGGGCCAUGUUGAGCACUGGAAUGUUUUCCUUACUUAUUAUACAGGUAUAUCUACAUCACACCAGACUCAUAACUUGUUAAUCUUAUCGUGCAUUUAUUGGGAGAUGACGCGUGAAUGUGAUGUGUGUUACAUAAUUUAAUUUUUAGGAACGUACCUGUUAUCUCUUAUUUCAAUUUUCAGUAAUGACUCGUGUUCUAAAUAAUUUAUCUAAGUGCAAGUUAUUUCCGUUACUGAUUGUAAAUCACUUGUCUCUAGGAAAAUUGUUUUGUAAAAUUUGUAAUAAUAUUCUUCCAUAAAUGUAACAAAAUUAUAAUAGUUAGCAUAACAGUACAGUAAAAUAUAGAUAAUUUUAUGAAAUACGAAAUCAAUUCUUUCCUAAUAAAUUUACAAUUAUACA